AUGACAAUCCGAAGGACGCCCCCCCAAAAAACCCAACCCCCAGGACAGACCAACCCGGGGAAAACAGACCCAAAUCCCCCGAGGGAACGACCAACCCCGGGAGCAGCCCAAACCCGGAGAACAGCCCCAUCCCGGGAACAAAACCCCGGAGGAAAACAGCCAACCCCGGGGAACAGACCAACUGGGAAGGAGAGACCUACCCCGGGGGAAAGCCCAACCCCGGAGGAGCAGCCCACCCCCGGAGGAACAGACAACUCCGGAAAAUGCCAACCCCAUGGAACAGACCAACCCCCGGGGAAAGCCCAACCCGGGGAGGAACCCCAAAACUCCGGAGGACAACCAAUCCCAAAGGAACAGCCCAAUCCGGAGGAACAGACCAACCCCGGAGGAGCAACCUACCCCGAAGAACAGACCAACUCGGAGGAGCAGCCCUACCCCGGAGGAAACGACCAACUCCAAGGAGCAGACCUAUCCCGGGGGGAAAAACCCAAAUCCGGGGGGAGCGACCAACCCGGAAAAAGACCAACUCCGGAGGAGCAACCCAAACCCCGGGAGGAACAGACCAACCCGGGGGAGCAGACCCCACCCCGGGGGAACAGCCCAACUCCGGAGGAACAGCCCAAUCCCGGAGGAACAGACCAAUCCCGAGGAAAGACCAACUCCGGAGGAGCAGCCCAAUCCCGGGGCAGACCAACUCCGGAGGGCAGACCAAAAUCCCGGAGAACGCCCAACCCCGGGAGGAGCAGACCCAUCCCGGAGGAAAGCCCAAUCCCGGAAAAACAGCCCAAACCGGAGGAGAAACCCAAACCCCGGAGGAACGACAAUCCGGGUGGACCCCCCAAUCCCGGGGGAAAACCAACCCGAGGAACGACCAAUCCCGGAGGAACAAAAACCAACCCCGAGGAGCAACCAAAAUCCCCGGAGGAACAGACAACUCCGGGGGAGCAACCAAUCCGGGGGAACGCCCAACUCGGUGGAGCAGCCCAACCGGGGGAACAGACCCACCCCGAAGGAAAACAACCAACUCCGGGGGAAAUACCAAUUCGUGGAGCAGCCAAUCCGGAGGAAUAG
This is a messenger RNA of Penaeus monodon (black tiger shrimp), 1071 nucleotides long. RefSeq names its product cell surface glycoprotein 1-like. The record is from RefSeq and is a predicted model, not a curated record. Bases 1 to 1071 code for a protein of 356 amino acids. Lineage: Eukaryota; Metazoa; Arthropoda; Malacostraca; Decapoda; Penaeidae. The transcript has a single exon.